UUCCAACCCGGCGUACAUAAGUGGCGUGCAAGUGUUCACAGCGCGGCGUAGGCGCAACGAUCCGUAUCUCACUAACGUCACUAUGACGUUUCACACGACUUUUGGCAGAAAUGUGACGAUAAAGUUCUCCUAUUUACUACCAAGUGGCGACUCAAUAGAUUACAGUAUCAUUUCCUGUGAUGCUUUAAACAAACCGUGGAUGUACGAUUUUGUGAAAACGCAUUCGAAUUUAACUGCAUGCCCAACAAGCCCUGGGACAUAUCGCUACUACAACGUGGAAAUGCCGCCGAAGAACUUUCCCCUUCCAAUCCCACCUGGUGUCAAAAAGGGGGAUAAAGGAAAUGUGAAUUUCCAACUACUUAGAUAUGGAAAAGAAGUCAUUCUGGACCUUUUCACCACGAUUCGCGCAUAUUGA
This is a messenger RNA of Leguminivora glycinivorella, 415 nucleotides long. RefSeq lists its product as uncharacterized. The transcript is spliced from 3 exons. The record is from RefSeq and is a predicted model, not a curated record. Lineage: Eukaryota; Metazoa; Arthropoda; Insecta; Lepidoptera; Tortricidae. The coding region runs from base 83 to 415 and encodes 110 amino acids.